UCGUGGAGCCACCACUGGAGGCACAUAAAUAGAAGUCUGGGAGGGCUGUGGGGUGAAGACCAGAGACGCCUCUCAGGAUCUUGCACUACAUCCCAGCGCCUGUCCUGACUGCCCAGACACCCCACAGCUAACCAGAAACAUCUCCUCUUUCCCUCCCAGGAACAUGGCCCUCACCGGCGCCCUUCGCCUGCUGCUCACCUGCCUCCUGCUCCACAGCGCGGCCCCAAAACCCAUGUGUGACCCCAGCACCUGCCCCCCGUGCCCCGAGAGGGUCCUGGAGGGGCCAACCACCGCCACUGCCUGGGACUGCUGCCCCCCCUGCCCCCCGCCCUGCCCCUGCCCGCCCUACCUGGAGAGCGAGUGUGAGCUGCAAGGCUUCUCCAGCGGCCGCGUCCCCGCCGGCCGCUCCUUCUACAUCGACUUCGCCCGCAAGCUGUGCACCUGCCACCCCGGGGAGGGCAUCACCUGCACCCCUCUGUGCCCACCCCUGCCCCACACCUGCCAGGCCGUGGGCAGCCCCGUGGCCGACGGGUGCCCACGCUGCGUCUGCUACGACCAGGAGGAGAUGGCAGUGCCCGCCGGCACCACCACCACCCGCGGCACCCAGACCUGCUCCUGCCCUCCCCAGGGGGGGCAGCUGCAGUGCAGCGGUGGGGAGGGCAAGGAGUGAAGCUCCUCUCCUCUGGCAGCGUCCUCGCUGAGAGGUGUUGAACGCUUCCAACUGCCCUGGAGGACUUGGGGGUUGUCACGGCCGUGCCACGGAGCGCUGGAGAGAUGCCACCUUCUCUGUCAUUUAUACGCCAGGGCAGAAUGUCUGUAGGGCUUGCUUGGUUGUAAGGUUUGUUCACAGCUUGUUGUAAGGUUUGUUGUCUGAUCACAGCAAUGGGCCAUGAGAGCUCAGACUGACUGCUGCUCACAUGUAACUGGAGCAAAACGCAGCUAUUUAUUUAUUUGCGAGACGGUUCUGCUUUUGUAUGUGUUUGUGUUUAUAUAGGCUGUUUAUAUUAAACUCGCUGGAUAAACUUCCUCUCAGGAGCCAGGUUUUUGCUUCCUGUAAUUCCAUGGGGUUCAAAAUGGUGGGAUCAAAAUCAGAGGAUGGUCUGACACCUUCUCUACUAUCUUGUCAUGGGGUGGGAGGAGGAGGUGGGUUGGCACAGGAAUGUGUUCUUGGGAGGCAAACCCCUUUCAUUUCUCCGUUUUCACCAUUUCACCAUUCAUUUCAAGGCAAAGCCUUGAAGACCCACAUAAGGAUGUUGGCAGUCAAGGCUCAGUCCUUCACAGCCACCUCAGUGUUACCCAGGACUGACCUCGCUGUCAGUCCCUGCUGUGUCCCAAUUCAGCAGGAAUAUCCC
Molecule: messenger RNA, 1352 nt
Organism: Lepidothrix coronata (blue-crowned manakin)
Lineage: Eukaryota; Metazoa; Chordata; Aves; Passeriformes; Pipridae
Product: fibulin-2-like
Exons: 2
Coding region: 164-670 (168 amino acids)
Source: RefSeq, a predicted model, not a curated record